UCUGGGGCUAGUCGGCGAGCGGCGGGGAGCGGUGAAGGAGGGCGCUCGCGGCGGGUGUUGCAGCUGCCGUCCGCUUCUCCCGCGGCGCGGAAGACCGAGCAGGGCCACCCGCCUCCCGUUCCAUGAGGCCCGAGUGAGCGCGCGGCCCGUGGCGCCUCCCCGCGUCCUCCCCCCAGCGCAGAGCUGCGCGGCGCCGCGGCUCCGGAGAAGCAGGCGGAGCAUGUCGGACGGUUUCGAUCGGGCCCCAGAACAAGAGAAAGCCCAGGACAGUAUUUCCCAGCAGAACUCAGAGUCGGCGAUGGCUAAACCCCAGGUGGUGGUGGCUCCUGUAUUAAUGUCCAAGCUGUCUGUGAACGCCCCUGAAUUUUACCCUUCAGGUUAUUCUAAUUACACAGACUCCUAUGAGGAUGGUUGUGAGGAUUACCCCACUCUAUCAGAAUACGUUCAGGAUUUUUUGAAUCAUCUUACAGAGCAGCCUGGCAGUUUUGAAACCGACAUUGAACAGUUCACAGAGACCCUGAACAGCUGGGUUACAACUGACGAUGCUUUGCAAGAACUUGUGGAACUGAUCUAUCAACAGGCUACAUCUAUUCCAAAUUUCUCCUACAUGGGAGCUCGCCUGUGCAAUUACCUGACGCAUCAUCUGACAAUUAGCUCACAGAGUGGCACCUUCCGCCAACUGCUGCUUCGAAGAUGUCGGACUGAAUAUGAACUUAAAGAUCAAGCUGCAAAGGGGGAUGAAGCAACUCGAAAACGAUUCCAUGCAUUUGUGCUCUUUCUGGGAGAACUUUAUCUUAACCUGGAGAUCAAAGGAACGAAUGGACAGGUUACAAGAGCAGAUAUUCUUCAGGUUGGUCUGCGGGAGCUACUGAAUGCCCUCUUUUCUAACCCUGUGGAUGAUAACUUAAUUUGUGCAGUAAAAUUACUGAAGUUGACAGGGUCAGUUUUGGAAGACGCCUGGAAGGACAAAGGAAAAAUUGACAUGGUAGAAAUUAUUCAGAGGAUCGAGAACGUUGUCCUGGACGCGCACUGCAGCAGAGAUGUAAAACAGAUGCUCUUGAAGCUCGUAGAACUCCGAUCAAGUAACUGGGGUAGAGUCCAUGUAACCUCGACAUACAGAGAAGCAACACCUGAAAAUGAUCCUAACUACUUUAUGAAUGAGCCAACAUUUUAUACGCCUGAUGGUGUUCCUUUCACCGCAGCUGAUCCAGAUUACCAAGAGAAAUAUCAAGAGUUACUUGAAAGAGAAGACUUUUUUCCAGAUUAUGAAGAAAAUGGAACAGAUUUAUCAGGGGCUAGUGAUCCGUACUUGGAUGAUAUCGAUGAUGAGAUGGACCCAGAGAUAGAAGAAGCUUAUGAAAAGUUUUGUUUGGAAUCAGAGUGUAAGCGAAAACAGUAAAGUUAAAGUUCAGUGUAUCAGUUUUAUAAACCAGUGUAGGUUAAGGUGAUUUAGCAGAACACAGGACAGAAAGAAAAUUGUGUCACUUAUACCAAAUUAAGGAUUUUAAGUUACGUUACUAAUGUAUGCAACUUUAAUUUUGUUUAACACUAUCUGCCAAAAUAAACUUUAUUCCCUAUAACUUAAAAUGUGUAUAUAUAUAAAAUAGUUUAUUAUGUACAGUUAAUUCCACUGUUUUGGCUGCAAUAAAAUCGAUUUUGAAAUAAAUAAAAUGUUGAAAGUAAAUUUUGCUAGCUGGUUAGAAGCUUAUCCUAUAAAUUCAGCUUUUCUUGAGGGAAAAAGUCUUAGUCUGGAAAUACAUGUUACUGCAAAAAUGUAGCAUCCUUCUUUUUGGUUAAAUUUGUACCUUCCAUUAGCUUUACAUUUAGUGUCUCAGUGAACUGGGUUUCAAAUAUGAAUCAAUCAUAAAAAUCUCUGGCACUAAAGUCUUAGAAUAUAUCAUUAAGUGAUUUAUAUACCCAGAUGUUAUUUGAUACCAAGGGCUUUUAAAAUGUCAUAAAAAAAGAGAACUCCCAACUAAACAACCAGGAUUCUUCACUGAGGAUUUAUUGCAAUUCUAAAUUGCUCAAUUGUUUUCACCCAACUUCAUUACUCAGAAGCCUAGGACAUUAUUCUGCUUUAUUUAUAAGGCUUUCUCAUUUUUAUUUAGUAGCAUGAGUUGCAUUGACUUUUUUACUAGAGAAUUUUGCUAGAUCUUUGUCACUCGGUUUUCAUCUCCUUUAUAAUUGAUACACCUUGAGGAUCACUUUUCUAAUACUUUUGCUAUAAUGUGGUACCACCUUAGUCCUAUUUUUACCUAAUGUCAGAAAUCUUUUCCAACUAACUACAAGUAAAACUUAUGUACAAAAGGAUUGCUUGUAAAUAUGCAUGUAAAUAGUUCUGUUAAUAACCCCCCUGUUUUACAUUUGGUACACCUGUGUCUGCUACUACAGUUGGCUUUCUCACUUUUCUGCUUGUUUGUUCAGUCUGGAUUAAAAUUAGACUUUGAAAAUAAAUUUGAAAUGUUUUUGUUUUCUCUAA
Molecule: messenger RNA, 2479 nt
Organism: Artibeus jamaicensis (Jamaican fruit-eating bat)
Lineage: Eukaryota; Metazoa; Chordata; Mammalia; Chiroptera; Phyllostomidae
Gene: PAIP1
Product: poly(A) binding protein interacting protein 1
Exons: 11
Coding region: 221-1399 (392 amino acids)
Biological process (GO): regulation of translational initiation
Molecular function (GO): protein binding; RNA binding; translation activator activity
Source: RefSeq, a predicted model, not a curated record